Fomitopsis serialis is the source of this 543-nucleotide messenger RNA. RefSeq lists its product as uncharacterized. The coding region runs from base 1 to 543 and encodes 180 amino acids. The transcript has 3 exons. NCBI's taxonomy places the organism in Eukaryota, Fungi, Basidiomycota, Agaricomycetes, Polyporales, Fomitopsidaceae. The record is from RefSeq and is a predicted model, not a curated record.
AUGGCUGGUAAACACUGCCCUCACCGCCUGGAAGAACGCCGGCCCGAGGCAGAGUUUCAAACAACUCGCGAGACGGUGGCGACUGCAUUCGAACAGGAGUUCGAUAUCAACGUCCGUGGCCUUGUACGCGAAAAGGGCAACUGCGUGUGGAGACAGAAGCGGAGUACGAGAAACGAACGAAAGGGCGACACAAGUAUCCGUAAAUGGAUAGAGAACAAUAAGCCGUGGUUCGACAAGCACAAGUCGGGCCCUCUCGACCUACUCCCAGUCCACUUCCCGAAGAAACGGAGCCCGAGGAAACCCGCGACCGCGCGAAGAAACGGGGAGCUCGUCACCGCACUCGACGAUUCAUCCUGCAAACCCGAGGUCGCGUGUGAAGCCGGCGACCCCAGGUCCUCCACAAGUCUUGCCGCGCCUCCAGAUGCCACAGACCUCGCGGCCAACGAGCGUUCGGACGCACCGACGGAGACUGCCGAGGCCGCGCAAGGAUCUCCUCAAACGGAUGGAGAAGGGUGCCCGACCUUUGGGAACGGGAGAAGCUGA